AUCUAAGCGGCCAAGAGGAGAUAUUUGAACCAAUAUAGGCGAUAGGUGAUAUUGUUUUGCUUCUUCACUUAGUUCAAGAUUUUACGAAAAUAGAUCAACGGCUGAUAGGAGACAUAUAAUGUGACUGAGACAAUACUGAUUUGCUUCUUCGUUUUAUUCAAUUCAUUUUUGCUAGUUAAUUUUUUUACAAUGAAGGACUCGGAUUCGGUGAUGGAGAGUACAAUGUUAAGUUCCAAUAGUAUUGACCUCACCAUUAAGCCACUUGACAAAAAUAAAGAGGAAACUUAUAAAGAGGUGACACAAAAUGAGAUAUGUGAAGAACAUAACGGAAGCAAAAAGCAAAAGGAGCUAGAUGAAUCUUUCGAGGAAGUAAUACCUCAAAAUCAACAACAAGAAGACGACAACAAUGGUGAGUUUGAGCUCAAUAUUGUCACAAGUAAAGAUAGUCUCUCGGAUAAUGUAGAUGAUACUCUAAGGGAAAAUAACAUUGAUGGUGGCUCAAAACUUCCCGUAAGUGAAGAAAAAGGUGAAAACUACUACCGCUUGAAACAAGGGAUACCAAGGAGCACAAAAUUCUGUUCCAUUAUUAACAUUUACAAGCGUACGAAUAGGCUCUCAUCACCUGAAGUUGAAUAUAAUUGGAGUCGCCCAAGUACUCUAGAGAACAAAAAAUCUAAAGUACAUAAAGAAGGCAAAACAGGAAAAGAUCAAGAGGGAACUUUGGAGGAGACACUCCCUGAUAAACAAAAGCAAAAAGGUAUCCAUGGUGAGUUUGAGAGCCUUGGUGAAGAUAGUCUGGCGAAUAAUUCUAAGCAUAGAUUAAUGGACAAUAACGCUGAUAAUACAGAUGACAAAAUAGAUGAAGACUGCCAUGUAAAUGAGGGAAUACCAAAGAAUACGAAAUCUAAUUCCCUUUUUAUCCUCGCAAAGGCCGCGAUUUCUGAAGAUCACAACGAAAGCAACACGAGAAAUGAUCAAAAAGAUGUUUUUAAGGAGGAACUACAUGAACAACAAGAAGAAGACAUCAAUGUUGAGUCUGAGGUCAACAAAGUCACAUGUGAAGAUAGCCUCCCGGAUAAUACUGUUUGUAUUUUAAAUGACAAUAACACCAAUUAUGGCUCGAAACUUUUGACAAGAGACGAAAGAGAUGGAAAUUACUAUGUCACACAAGGAAUCCCGAGAAGUAAAAAAUUUGGUUCCAUCAUUAACCUCUAUGAGUGUACUAGCAGACUCUCGGCAGUUGAAGAUGAAUAUAAUUGGAAUCUUCCAACUGAGGAAGAUCCAAAUAUGAUCCUCUCGACAAAAGAAGAUUCAAGUAUCACAACAAAUAAAAAGAAUGUUGGUUGUAAGAGAAAAUGGAGAGCAAACCAAAAGGGCAACGGAGAAAAGGAGGCUACAACUUCUUCCACCUAGCUCCAAGAUUGUAUUUUAAUCAUCUUUUUGAAUAUUUAAUAGUAUCAAUUCAUUUACAAUAUUAAAUAUAAUUCGCC
This is a messenger RNA of Lycium ferocissimum, 1490 nucleotides long. RefSeq lists its product as uncharacterized. The record is from RefSeq and is a predicted model, not a curated record. The transcript is spliced from 9 exons. The coding region runs from base 190 to 1413 and encodes 407 amino acids. Lineage: Eukaryota; Viridiplantae; Streptophyta; Magnoliopsida; Solanales; Solanaceae.